AUGGCAUCCAAUAUCCUUCAGAUCCCCUUUCGACGCUCCCACUCCGUCUCCUUGUCGGAUGCCAUCACCCAGUAUAUCUCGUCCAAAUAUGAUCAGCGACCUGAUAUGUUUGCGGACGAUCUGUUGAUAAUUGACCGUCUUCGCAAUGAAGCGAUCAACGUACAGGAACCCCAUCCGGACCUAGAAUGCGAGCCGACAGUAAUGGCUGACACUAGCCCGGGGAACAAUAGAUCGGCGUGGAAUUUCCGUGGUAUCCUGCAUUUGGAUUCAAUACGUCCAGACCCAAACAACAUCCGGUUCGAGCUAGCGAACAUCCUUUUUAAUCUGACAGCAUUAUACUCGCAAUUGGCGUUUUCGGUCAACCGCACGACCACGAAUGGACUCAAGCAGGCCUGCAAUUACCUCUGCCAGGCGGCGGGGGUGUUGGUGCAUCUGCGCACCGAUAUUCUGCCUGAUCUUCGCACGUCACCUCCAGAGGAUAUGGAUGAGAUGACCCUACUUAGCUUGGAACAGCUUCUCCUGGCCCAGGGACAGGAGUGCUUCUGGCAGAAAGCCGUCAAGGACGGGCUGAAGGAUGCGUCAAUCGCUAGGUUGGCAGCCAAGGUGUCUGAUUUCUACGCAAAAGCGGGCGACGACGCGGUCAAGUCGAACGCCAUCAGCCCUGAAUGGAUCCACCACAUGACGGCCAAGCAUCAUCAUUUCGCGGCAGCCGCACAGUAUCGGCAGUCACUGGACUGCCUGGAGAAGCGCAAGUAUGGCGAGGAGGUGGCGCGUCUCAGAGACAGCGAGGCGUGUGUAAACGAGGCGUUGAAGGAGGCGCGGUGGAUUAACCGCACGGUGCUGGGGGAUCUCCAGGGACUGAAGAGCCGGGUGACGGAGGACUUGAAGCGCGCGGAGAAGGACAACGAUGUGAUCUACCUCAGUCCGGUGCCCCCCAAGUCAGAACUUAAGAUGAUUGACCGGGCAAGCAUGGUUGCAGCUCGGGCACCGUCGCAAGUGACGGACGCGAUCUCUAUGCUUGGGGAUAAUGGGCCGCUGGGUCAGCCGUUGUUUUCGAAACUGGUGCCAUAUGCAGUGCACAUUGCGGCCAGCAUCUACUCAGACCGUCGCGACCGAAUGGUAAAUGAGACUAUCAUAGGCGAGCUGGAGACCAUGACGGACAAAUUGCGGGAAUUGCUCUCGUCUUUGAACCUCCCAGGCUCUCUACAGGCGCUGGAGAAGCCACUUGGCUUACCGCCGACGUUAGUAUCCCACGCGGAAGAGAUGCGCCAGCAAGACGGACUGUAUCGAUUACGUCGAUCUCUGGAAGACACAUCCAAGGUGAAGACCAAUGACAAGUCUGUAUAUAGCGAGGGAGUGGAACUUUUGGCGGCCGAGAAAGCAGAGGAUGAUGUGUCACGCCGGAAGUAUGGGACCGACCGGUGGACCAGAGAAUCGUCGGAGGCAGCGGCCCCGAAGCUGUAUACGACGUCGCGCGAGAUCGAUGGGUACUUUACGUCAGCGCAGAGCAGUGACAACCUGGUGGAGCAAAAGUUGCGAGACUCAGAGGCGGUGUUUCGCGUUCUGACAGGCACCAAUCGAGACCUGGAGAUGUACGUGCCUAGUAGCCGGAGGGCGGCUAUCCCGGCGGAAGUCGAGCAGGAGGCGAUUCGGCUGCGGGGAUGCUUGAGCGAGGUCAGCCGACUGGAGCACCGGAGAAAGCGGCGGGCGCAAGCCCUGAAAGACAAGGCUCGAGCGGACGAUAUCAGCGAGGCUCUUCUUAAGGAAGCCGCUCGUUUGGAGAGAGAAUUCCCCAUGCAGGCCAUUCAAGCGAGUCAGUUUGAGGAUCUGUUUGAGCAGCAGUUGCAUCUGUACGAUACCGAUCUCGAGAUGGUAACGCAGGAGCAGCAUGACCAGGACCAGAUCGCGGCGCAGGUGCGGGAAGCCAACCGGGCGUUUACGCGCGCGCACAGGGGCGAUGCGUCUACCAAGGAGCGGGAGAAGGCCCUGCAGGAGCUAGAGAAUGGGUACAUGAAAUACAAGGAGAUCAUUUCCAACAUCGAGGUGGGACGGAAGUUCUACAAUGAUUUGGCCAAGAUCGUGGGUCGAUUCCGGGAUGACUGUAAAUCGUUUGUGCAUCAAAGACGGAUGGAGGCCAGCCAAAUGGAGUCGGAUAUUACUAGUGCGGCGGCCAUGGCAUCACUCAACCUUGCCCAACCGCUGCGGACGUACGCGCCCAGCGCAAGCACAUCGCCGCCACGAUCGGAGCCGUUGACGGCGCCGCAGCCGACGCGGGCGAACGCGAUGGCACCGGGGGUGUGGUCUCCUGAGAUGGGGAUUCGGUUUGGGGCUGGACAGGCUGCAUCUGGACCGGGAGUUGGAUCUGGACCUGGAUCUGGGCCUGGGAUAUGGGACCCUAGCAAGGGGGUGAAGUUUUCCUAG
This is a messenger RNA of Aspergillus tanneri, 2421 nucleotides long. RefSeq names its product putative pH signal transduction protein PalA (gene RIM20). The record is from RefSeq and is a predicted model, not a curated record. The transcript has 7 exons. Gene Ontology annotation, molecular function: protein binding. Bases 1 to 2421 code for a protein of 806 amino acids. NCBI's taxonomy places the organism in Eukaryota, Fungi, Ascomycota, Eurotiomycetes, Eurotiales, Aspergillaceae. Gene Ontology annotation, cellular component: endosome.